UUGAGGCAUUGUUAGUUUCUCGUGGAGAAUAGACAAAAAUGUGGUUUAAAUUUUCGUUGGUGGCUUUGAUAGCUUUGGUUGGCAGCGUUAGCUGUUUUCCGGAAGGUCGUGUUGUAAAUGGUACCGCUACCGAUGUUACAAAGUAUCCAUUUAUAGUGUCCUUGCGUGGCGCCACCGGUUCUCAUUCAUGCGGCUCCAGCAUUAUUGCUCCACGUUGGAUUUUGACAGCUGCUCAUUGUGUCAGUGGUCGCUCGGCUAGUCAACUGAGUAUACAAUAUGCCACCACUAAAAUAAGUGCCAAUGGUGAAAAUGUUGUUGCCGUAAAGCGCAUUAUUAUGCAUGAGGAUUACGCUCCAUCAAGAUCAUAUGCCAAUGAUAUUGCUUUGUUGGAAUUGGAAGGUUCAUUUGUUUACAACUACAAGACACUUGCUCCAGUUACACUGCCCGAUCCCUACUUCGAAGUUCCCCAAACUCAACAGGGUGCUCCUGGUGUUUUAGCUGGUUGGGGUUUAAAUGCUACUGGUGGUUACAUCCAGAGCAAUUUACAGGAAGUGAAUUUGAAAAUUUAUUCCGAUGCUGAAUGUAAUUCUAGACAUAAUGGUGCUACAACUGCUGAUCAUAUUUGUGGUGGUGUUGAUGAGGGUGGUAAGGGCCAAUGCUCUGGCGACUCUGGUGGCCCUUUGUUGUACAACGGUACCAUACAAUUGGGUAUAGUUUCAUGGAGUGUUAAGCCUUGUACCGUAGCUCCUUACCCCGGUGUGUACACCAAGGUUUCUCACUUUAUCGACUGGAUUUACAAGCAUAUUAAUUGAAAUGUUUUUACGUAAUAUAUAAAUUUGAAUACAAGUUUAAAUCAAAAUAUUAAGAUCUAAAUUAUUUUAAGACCAUAAAAGACUAGAUAAUCUACAAUUAAACCUAGAGCAGACUUUUCCACAAUGGCAUACAAAAAUAAACCAAACUUAAUUUUGUCGCUUUACUGUAGUUCAU
Calliphora vicina (urban bluebottle blowfly) is the source of this 987-nucleotide messenger RNA. Its product is annotated as mite allergen Der p 3-like. The coding region runs from base 39 to 812 and encodes 257 amino acids. Gene Ontology annotation, biological process: proteolysis. NCBI's taxonomy places the organism in Eukaryota, Metazoa, Arthropoda, Insecta, Diptera, Calliphoridae. Gene Ontology annotation, molecular function: serine-type endopeptidase activity. The transcript is spliced from 2 exons. The record is from RefSeq and is a predicted model, not a curated record.